AGCAUGAGUGAGUUCCGCAUCCACCAUGAUGUCAACGAGCUGCUGAGCCUGCUGAGGGUGCAUGGAGGGGAAGGGGCUGAGGUCUACAUUGACCUCCUGCAGAAGAACCGCACACCAUACGUCACCACCAAUGUUUCUGCACACAGCGCCAAGGUGAAAAUAGCAGAGUUCUCUCGAACCCCUGAAGACUUUCUAAAGAAGUAUGAUGAGCUUAAGUCUAAAAACACAAGACACUUAGAUUCUUUAGUUUAUCUGCUAUCAAAACUCACUGAGGACAAAGAGACACUCCACUAUUUACAGCAAAAUGCCAAGGAAAGGGCAGAACUGGCAGCCAAUGCAGCCUCCAGCAGCACCACAAACUUUUCCAUCCCCUCAGCCACUUCCAAGAUCUCUCUGCAGGAGCUCGAGGAGCUACGGAAACAGCUGGGCAGUGUCACAGCCAACUCCAGUGCUCAGCAGCCUCUUGAGCUGACAAGAAAACUGCUCCGAGAUAAGCAGAACAAGAAGAACUCUGGUCAGCCCAUCCCAGUAUUCCCAGCCUGGGUGUAUGAGCGACCUGCACUGAUUGGGGAUUUCUUAAUUGGCACCAGUUUGAGCACUGACACAACAGUACCAAUAGGUAGUUUGCCCUUAGCCUCCCAGGAAUCCAUGAUUGUGGAGGACUUGCUGUAUGUGCUGAUUGGUGUGGAUGGAAGGUACAUCACAGCUCAGCCCCUUGUGGGCAGGCAGCACCGAGCAUUCACUGUCGAUCCCAACUUGGACCUGUCCAUCAAAGAGCUGGUGACCAGGAUCCUCCCUGUGGCAGCAAGUUACUCUGCUGUCACCAGGUUCAUAGAAGAGAAAUCUUCCUUUGAGUAUGGGCAGGUCAAUCAUGCUCUGGCUGCUGCUAUGAGGACUCUAAUCAAGGAGUACAUGAUACUCAUUACCCAGCUGGAACACCUGCAAAGACAGGGCCUUCUCUCGCUGCAAAAACUGUGGUUUUACAUCCAGCCCACGAUGAGGACCCUGGAGAUUUUGGCUUCACUUGCUACUUCUGUGGAUAAGGGUGAGUGCAUGGGAGGAUCCACCCUGAGCUUACUCCAUGACAAGACUUUCAACUACACAGGGGACAGCCAGGCCCAGGAGCUGUGCCUGUACUUAACCAAGGCAGCCAGUGUGCCUUACUUUGAAAUCCUGGAGAAGUGGAUCUAUAGAGGCAUCAUUAAUGAUCCAUACAG
Messenger RNA from Acanthisitta chloris (rifleman), 1217 nucleotides. RefSeq names its product gamma-tubulin complex component 2-like. The record is from RefSeq and is a predicted model, not a curated record. Gene Ontology annotation, biological process: mitotic cell cycle; spindle assembly; cytoplasmic microtubule organization. The transcript has 7 exons. Gene Ontology annotation, cellular component: centrosome; equatorial microtubule organizing center; gamma-tubulin small complex. Gene Ontology annotation, molecular function: microtubule minus-end binding; gamma-tubulin binding. NCBI's taxonomy places the organism in Eukaryota, Metazoa, Chordata, Aves, Passeriformes, Acanthisittidae. The annotation marks the transcript as partial.